CAGAUAAUAGGAGCACCGAAUCUAUCCGAAUUAUCUAUAGCUUUAAAGAUUUUUAUUCAGUACUUGUUGGGGUUACAUGUGACCGCGUCUUAGAGAUUUUGGAACAGCCUUACAACGGUUCGGGGGUCAUAUCUCGUGGCUAGCAAGAUGGAGAGGCCGUCUACCUUUUCUGAUAUGAGGGACCAAAGGGCCAGCACGAGUCGGCAGUCUGUUGAUAAAGUCGAGGUCUUUGAGGUUCGGGAACAUGUUCCAUACCAAGCUGAAGUGACUAGAGCUCCAACCGCUUAUGAUGAAGAGAGUGGUGCUUCGUACACUUCCUGGGACUCCGCGUGGAGGGCCAUAUGCCAGCUGUUCAACUUGCUGCAUCACAUGCUGAUCGCAAUAGUGGUGUUCUGCCUGUGGCAUUUCGCUCUGACGUCAGCUCCCGACGGCGGUAUCACUAACAUGCAGUUGCACAUCAUAUUUGCAGGAACUGGUUACCAACUGUUUCUGGCGGAGGCGGUCCUGACUCUUCAUAAACACAACUCUUGGUCGUUCCAAAUGUCGCAAGACUCCAAGCGCAUAGUCCACGGGUGUCUGCAGCUUGCAGGUUCCUUAUUUGUAAUGGCUGGGACAUUCCUUGCAUUGACUGAAGUGGACAUGGCUGUCGGAACGGCGCAUGGCAUUUGCGGAGUGAUCGCGUUAGCCUUUACUGUAGUGAGUUUCAUAUCAGGACUUAUCGCGCUCUUCUCAUCAAAAAUCCGUUUGAUGAUCAAGAGUGGGCCUGUGAAGAUACUCCACAUGGCGUUGGGUAUGUUCGCGCUGUCCAUGGGACUCGUCAGCAUGAUACUAGGAUUCAAUACGGACUUCUUUACCGCCACACAGGGCAAUUUGGGCGUAGCACUCAUGACUUUCGUCGCAAUGACAAUACUCUAUUUAAUUUUCCAGCCUAUAUUCGACCUAAUAGCUACGGUGAAAAACAUGGCGUGACUGAUUGAUUUGCCUGGGUCCACUUCAAGCGAUAGUACUGUGUAAAAUUAGUUAAAAAGUAAGAGGGUAUAAUGAGGAAGAUUGCACGCUCAAUUGGAUGUCGGCUCAUUUGAAGGGGAUGGAAUCAAGGUAGGCGACGGCGCGAGUGAUAAAGUUUGUAUCGCAAGACUCUUAAGCUAUGGUUAGGGUUGCCCUACUAUAUAAUAUAUAAUAUAAGGAUCAAAUACCAUAUUUCUUAAAAAAAAUAUAGUAGGAGGAACUAUAUAUUUUGCUUAAAGCAGACUUGUCAGUAAAACCUUUUUUAAAAAUAAAAACUUAAUUAUUAAGCCAUGUAGCAGCAAAAUAAUAAUAAUAAAGUAAAUAUUUUUUCCAUUUUUUGCCUUCUUCUAUAUUUUUAGAGGUAACAGUUUCGAAAAUACUAUAUUAGAUAGAAAAAACGAAGGCAUAUUAAGCUUGUUUGCCACCCUUAUAACAUAAAACCCUCUAUAGUGCGAAGAUUGAGUAACGCCUCUGCUAUCAGAAAAAUCAAGGGCACAAGCGUCCAUUAUCGUAUCGCAUCGUCAGUUUCUAUGAAAACUAAGCAGCUCCACUACCGGACGUAAGAACAAACUGUCUCUUUGCAUACAAAAUUUGACGAUGACGAUACAAUUACGUCCACGAAUUCAUGAUUUUUUGCCCCUCCUCCCGUCCUUGUAACAACUGGUCACAUUUGUGAGACUCCCGCCCCUCCCUAGUGUGACGUCACGUCACACGACGUAUUUUGCAAAUUUACAUUUAGAAAUUAUUGAAUGAAAACAGCAGUUCUGAAAUCAGUUUUAUUUCAAUUUAAAUUAUUUUUUAAUAAUAUUAACAUCAAAUCAAACAAUUAACAAAACAAAAAAAACCGGCCAAGGGCGAGUCGGACUCACGCACCGAGGGUUCCGUACAAACUCAAUUUAAUACCUCUACGCGUUCACGAGAAAAGAGGUAGUAAAUUUAAAAUUUUCAAAAAAAAAUAUAUGAUGUAACUAAAAAUUUACGUUUUUCGCAAUUUUUCCUUUUACUGUACCAUAAGACGUUACUUCGUACCAAAUUACAAGAUUCUAAAUUCACGGGAAGUACCCUGUAGGUUUUGAUUCCCGUGCGAGUUUCGAAAAUUUGCGGAUACGCCCCUGGCUGUAUGUCCAUUACAUUUGGCAUUAAAAUUACAUGGACCUACACUAUAUUGAGAGUGAAAUCUUGUCUCUUAAACCAAUCAUCAGAGACGUUAAUUAGUUCAUUAUAAUUUUGAUUUAAGUUGAUAAGAUGUGACUUUGACUACCAUUAAAUUUAAUUGACGUCUCUGCGGGUGGCUUGUAACUUUAAUAACGAGUGAGGUGUACUUAAUUUAUUCUAAGUAGUAUUUUUAAGAAUAUAUUUUUAUGUAGGUAUAAGGUGCUUUAUCAUGUAAGUUUGCCCCCCUAGCAUGAACACCGCGAUAUGAUAUAAAACGCGUUUUUAUUACGCUCAAUUGUCAAAUUACUAUGGAGUUUGACAGCUCGACGCGUUAAAAACGUGUUAAAAUGUUAAUUGUGGUGCUCAUGCUACAGGGAAUAGAUCAAAUUCAAAAUUUUUAUGUGUAUUUGUUAUUAUCACACAUAAUAAUGUUCACAUGUUUGGUGUAAUUGGGUAUAACGAUCACUUAAAUUGAAUACAGAAUGAAUUCAAAACUGUUUAAUCUUUUCUGAAGUUUUGGGUUGAUGUUAAUUUUCAAUUUUAUAAGUCUCGAUUAAUAUAAUAUUUAAAAUUGUAUAUUUACCAAACAGACCGGUGACGAUAUGAUCCUUUCCAACCAUAGAGCAAUAGGGAAGGGAGUAGCGACCUAUUACUAUUUAAAUAAUUCUACCAUUUCUUGUGGAGGGGGGGGGGGAGGGAUAGGCACACAAACGAAGAAAAAAACCGGCCAAGUGCGAGUCGGACUCGCGCACCGAGGGAGUUCCGUACAAACCCGAAUUUAAAAAAAUAUUGUUUAUAUUGGCUGUAUCUUUUGAUUGCUUUGGCUUAGAGGGCUCCAAGGGACAGUAGACCUGAGUAUUAAAUAAAAAAUUCAGUUUGAUACCUCUACGCGUUCCUGACAAAUACGGUCUUGACAGACGGACGGACGGACAACAAAGUGAUCCUAUAAGGGUUCCAUUUUUUCCUUUUGAGGUACGGAACCCUAAAAACCGUAAUUACAAUAGAUAAAUCUUUGAAAAUUACGUCACACUCUAAAUGGCAUAAUUAACAGCCAAAUCCUGCACACCUGUAUCGUUUGUAUGCCCAAUUCGACAGGGGAAAGCUGUGUAUACCUACUCCCCUCCUGGCCGCAUCGACCGUGUUGCUAUGUUUUCAACAUUGAAAAUAGGCUAUUCUUGAUUGUACAGUAAUCUUUAAGAUGUUUUCAGAGGAGAUUUAGAAUUAAUUAUGUACUUGUAUUGUUAUUGUAGCAUAAUAAUAUAAAGUAGAAUUAUGUGAUCUAAUACCAUUGUGUGCGCG
Molecule: messenger RNA, 3462 nt
Organism: Chilo suppressalis (striped riceborer)
Lineage: Eukaryota; Metazoa; Arthropoda; Insecta; Lepidoptera; Crambidae
Source: the annotation of a GenBank genome assembly